Drosophila montana is the source of this 814-nucleotide messenger RNA. It is a transcript of the gene Pcp, whose product is annotated as Pupal cuticle protein. The transcript has 2 exons. The coding region runs from base 119 to 652 and encodes 177 amino acids. Lineage: Eukaryota; Metazoa; Arthropoda; Insecta; Diptera; Drosophilidae. Gene Ontology annotation, molecular function: structural constituent of chitin-based larval cuticle. The record is from RefSeq and is a predicted model, not a curated record. Gene Ontology annotation, cellular component: chitin-based extracellular matrix.
GUUGAUUUAAAGCGCUAGAACGAACAACCGCGAAGUGAUUCGAGAUUUCCAAAAAAAAAAAAAUAAAUAAAUAACUAAAAUAAUUUACAUAAAUAAUUUAAAAAUCAUAUACGAAAAAAUGCUGUUUAAUCUGCUUAUUCAACUCUUGUGCGCGGCGGCUGCGAUCCAGGCCAGCGUCUAUAUACCCGACUCGGAUCGCAAUACGCGCACCUUGCACAACGAGCUGGAUGUGAGUCCGGAUGGCAGCUAUCGGUAUGCCUAUGAAACGUCCAAUGGCAUUGCGGGCGAACAGUCCGGCCUGGGAGGCAUUGCGGUCCAGGGCGGCUCCAGUUACACCUCGCCCGAGGGCACGCCCAUCAGCAUUAGCUAUGUGGCCGAUGAGAAGGGUUACUAUCCCGUUGGCGAUCAUAUACCCAAGGUGCCGGAUUAUAUACUGCGCUCGCUGGAGUACAUACGCAAACAUCCCUACCAAAUCAAGGAUUACUAUACGGGCGAAAUUAAGACAGUUGCCCACGAUGCGGAGGCCUUCAAGGUAUACGAGCGCAACAUUCAGGAGCCCACAACGCCCCGCACCCGGUCCAGCACCACGCCCAAGGUGAUCCGUCUGACGCAUGCGCCCACAACUCAGUUGGCGAGCAGACGACGACGCUGAUUGAAAGAUUUGGCGGCGGCAACGGGGGGCGGGGCGCGGGCCCGACAGGGAAUUGGCAACUUGCAGAGAAGCCAAACACACACACACACACAAACUGUGAAUUUGAUCUAAACAAUUAAUUAAGCGACAAUAAAUAGAAGUGUUAAGCCAAGCAAAAUGAGU